AUGGCCUUUAGGGGGCCGGAGCCCCGGGUCCCUGCGUCCCUGCUAAGCCAGAGGCUGAAGGCCGAAGAGAAGACACUGAACCUGUAGUUCGAGGUCUUCAGCGUGGGGUUUAAUGAGGCCGGCAGAUACGCCCUUCAGCUCUCCGCUGAGAACUCCCUGCAAGCCAGCUCCGGGGCUGGGGUGCAGUUACAAGUGAAUGAUGGGGACCCCUUUCCUGCCUACCCUGCUGUCACCAGUGUGAUUGAGCAGCAGGAUCCCGGCCAGAGCCUUGCCCUCACCAGGAACAAGUUUGUCUUCACCUUGCCCAAAGGUUUCUGCAAGAAUGACAGGCAUCAUGAUGCACAGCUUCGGGUGGAGACGCUGAGGCUGGAUGGGGCCUCAGGAAGGACAGCCCAGCUGGUGGGCGAAGCCAUCUUCCCCAUCUACCCGCGCCCAGACCAACCCCGCAUGAACCUCGAUGCUCAGGAGCACGAGGACCUGUAUCGCUACCGUGGCACCCUGGCUCUGCUCCGGGCCAGCGCAGACCCCACUGCCCGCCACUGCGGGGACCUGGCCUACAGCGUGGCCUUCCAUGUGCACCGGGCCACGAGGCCGCCCACCUCAAACUGCCCUCCAGGGGCCGGCCAGCCAGAGCUGAUGGACCCACAGGAGCCCCUGGACACCUCUCAGAACAUGGAGUCUGGCAUCAGCCACCUGUCCCCCUCUAAUAAGGAGACCAUCGUGAUCACUGUCCAUGGAGCUAUCAACCUACCUGCCCGCAAGGAUGGCUCAGAGCCAUGGCCCUAUGUGAUAGUGAAAACCACAUCCAAGGACUCACAGAGCAAGAACUCCAAGGCAGUCACAUCUGUGACCUUGGAGCCCACCAGAGCCCCCAUCUGGGGGGACACAGUGAAAGUAGAGAUCCAAGCUGAGGACGCCGGGCGAGAAGAUGUGGUGCUCAAGGUGAUGGAUAACAAAAAGAAAGAGGAGCUGCUGUCCUACCAAAUCCCCAUUAAGUACCUGCGUGUCUUCCACCCCUACCACUUUAAACUGGUGAAGCCCACCCAGUCUGGGAAAUCUGGUGAAGCCACUGCCGAGACCCAGCUGUUCGCGACAGUCAUACGGAGGGGCAGCUUCAUUCCCCGCUACAUCGGCUGCAAGCACACGGCUCUGGAGGUCUUUCUCCGGGGAGUCAAUGAGCCCCUGGCCAACAACCCCAGCCCCAUGGUGGUGAUUGCCCGAGUAGUUCCCAACUACAGGGAGUUUAAGUUCAGCCAGAUAAACCAAGACCCAGCAUUCCUGGGGCUCCCCAUCACCCUCCUAUCCUUCCCUAUCUCGUCGGUGAUGAACUUUGAUGUUCCUCGGGUCAACCAGAAUGGAUGCCCUCAGCUGACCAAGCCCGGGGGACCCCCAGAGCAGCCCGUGUGGAAUCAAUCCUUCCUCUUCCAAGGCUGUGGCGGAGCCACCAACUUCUCAGAAGACACAGCCCUGGUUCUGGAGUACUACUCGUCGUCAUCAAUGAAAGGCAGCAAGCCGUGGACCUUCAGCCAGCCCCUGGGCAUCUCCGUGUUGCCGCUCAAGAGUCGUUUGUACCGCAAAAUGCUGGCCGGGAAGGGCCUGAGUGCGCUGCGCGUGGAGCGGCUCCCCAUCACUGACACCAACCUGAAAACCAUAGAUGGUGAGGCCCCCACCGUGGAUCUCUCCUUCCAGCUGCAUUCCUCUGAGAGGCCAGAAGACUUCCUGACAUCAAACAACAGCAAGGCUCUACCCAUCCUGGAUCCCAAGAUCCUGGAUGAGAAUCUAGGUAGCAUCCGUGAAUCCUGGUCAAAGUCCUCGGAGAGCUCCACAGUGGACUCCAGCACAUCCAUCCUUCAGGAAGCAGAGCCAGAGAUGUCCAAUGAAAAGGAGAUGAGCAACUACCGGCAGGCCAUGCAGAAGAUGGCCGAGGACAUCCUUUCUCUGCGGAAGCAGGCCGGCAUCCUGGAGGUCGAGAACCGCAAGCUGAGGAGCCACCUGUACCAGCAGGAGGCAGAGGACGAGCAGGACCAAGCCGACAAGGUCCAUGGUGAGGUGUCCAUGAAGCAGAAACUGCUGCUGAGUGAGGUGGAUAUGAAGAAACUGAGAGACAAGGUGCAGCAUUUGCAGAAUGAGCUGAUUCGAAAGAAUGAUCGAGAGAAGGAGCUGCUCCUUCUACAUCAGGCUCAGCAGCCACAGGCUGUGCUGCUGAAGAAGUACCAGGACAGACUGCAGAAGAUGAAGGCCCUGGAGGAGACCGUGCGGCACCAGGAGAAGGUGAUCAAGAAGAUGGAGCGGGUCCUGGAGGACAAGCUGAGAGACACGAAUGAGCCUGUCCUAAACAGGCUGCAGGGAAAGCCCACUGUGGGAUUCCCCACACUCUCAGCCUCUGGCCUUCAGCCGGGGCCUGGUGACCUAUACUCAGCGCUGCUGGCGGAAAACUCAAGGCUGCGGGCAGAGCUGGAUAAGACCCGCCAGCGGUCAGCUCCCAUCAUCCUGCAGCAGCAGGCCCUUCCGGAUCUCCUUGCCAAUUCUUCAGACAAGUUUAACCUCAUGGCCAAGCUGGAACGAGCUCAGAGCCGGAUCCUGUCCCUGGAAAGCCAGUUAGAGGACUCAGCCCGACGCUGGGGACAGGAGAAGCAGGACUUGGCCAUACGGCUGCAGGAGCAAGAGUAUGGCUUCAGGCACCCCUCAAAAGCUAUCCUCACAGACGUGCCAAGCCCCCCAGCCCACUCCAAGGACCACAGGCGACCCUCAAAGCAGGACCCGUUGCUGCCCAGCUCAGAGACUAAUCUCAACCAGCCCUCGACCUCCCAGAAGGAGACCACUAAGUCCCAGGAGACGCAGACCUGA
Messenger RNA from Trichechus manatus latirostris (Florida manatee), 2847 nucleotides. It is a transcript of the gene CCDC33, whose product is annotated as coiled-coil domain containing 33. Lineage: Eukaryota; Metazoa; Chordata; Mammalia; Sirenia; Trichechidae. Gene Ontology annotation, cellular component: peroxisome. The transcript has 21 exons. The record is from RefSeq and is a predicted model, not a curated record.